CUUUGGGGGAAGAAGAUCUCCGACGUGUGGCGCUUGAAUGUGGGAAGCAGAAAGUCAGAACAAGGAAAGGUGUUUAACUUCAGCCAAACUUGCAACUUGGAGCCUGAGGAGAAUCCUUGAGAGAACUGACCAAUACAAGCUGCAUACUUUAAGUCUGAGGCACUUGUGAAAUGCAGAUGACAAUAAUUCGGACAAUAGUAAUUAAAAAUAAUUAGUGACACAUCUCAGUUAAGAAGUGCAUACACUGGUCUGUACUUCCUGUCGGAUAAAGGAGAAUAGCCCUAGAUGUCCCUGACAUCCUAUGUUUUGCUGACUUGGGCUCGCCUCCCUUCCUGAGGAGCAGGACCAUAGACUUGGGUGACAUCCUUGCUGACUUCAGAAAGCAAAGAAAGAUUUUAUUUGUAUUCCCACUGUGGACAGCUGACUUCUAGGCAAUCAGGUGGUGGAGGAGAAGAAAGUCAGAAGCCUUGAAGAGGGACCUUGCCCUCAUUUCUUCCAGCCUGACUCCUGGGAGUCCUUAGCAAUAGGCUCAGGAAUAAAACAACACAAUGGAUUGGGCGACCCUGCACACUUUCAUUGGGGGUGUGAACAAACACUCCACCAGCAUUGGGAAGGUGUGGAUCACAGUCAUCUUCAUUUUCCGAGUCAUGAUCCUUGUGGUGGCUGCCCAGGAAGUGUGGGGUGAUGAACAGGAAGACUUUGUCUGCAACACUCUGCAACCAGGAUGCAAGAACGUGUGCUACGACCACUUCUUCCCCAUCUCCCACAUCCGCCUGUGGGCCUUGCAGCUGAUCUUUGUGUCCACCCCAGCACUGCUGGUGGCCAUGCAUGUGGCCUACUACAGACAUGAAACUGCCCGCAGGUUCAGGAAAGGAGAGAAGAGAAAUGAAUUCAAAGACCUAGAGGACAUAAAAAAGCAGAAGGUUCGAAUAGAGGGGUCCCUGUGGUGGACAUACACCAGCAGCAUCUUCUUCCGAAUUAUCUUCGAAGCUGCCUUUAUGUAUGUGUUUUACUUCCUCUACAAUGGGUACCACCUGCCCUGGGUGCUGAAAUGUGGGAUUGAGCCCUGCCCCAAUCUUGUUGACUGCUUUAUUUCCAGACCAACUGAGAAAACUGUGUUUACGAUUUUUAUGAUUUCUGCAUCUGUGAUUUGCAUGUUGCUUAAUGUGGCAGAGCUGUGUUAUCUGCUGCUGAAAGUGUGUUUUAGGAGAUCCAAAAGAACCCAGACCCAAAGAAAUCACCCCAACCAUGCCGUAAAAGAGAGUAAGCAAAAUGAAAUGAAUGAGCUGAUUUCAGAUAGUGGUCAAAAUGCAAUCACAGGUUUUCCAAGUUAAGCAUUUCAAGAUAAAGUGUUGUCACAUCCUGAUAAAACAUUUGUCUUCUCCAGGAGAAGACAACCUGAAAAUCCCCUCUCUAGGCUGUAAAGUUUGUCUUUAUAAAUGACUUUCAUAAUAAAUAGAUACUUGAAUUCACUUUUUGUAGAAUACUUGUGCCAUUCACAUGUGACAUAAUCAAAUACAUGGUUCAUCUCUGAAAACAAAACACUGGUUGAUGACUGAGCCUUGAAGUCACUUUAACAAGUUCAUUUUAUGUGGAUCAUCUGACCUAGUAGGUUUUCCUGAAAAUUUAUUUUACUGCUGUUGUUAAAGAACUUUUUUCUAGAAACUGAUACUUUUAUUAGUAAAAGAUAUUUUUAUAGGAUUGAAUAUUUUAGUUCUGACUUUGGAUUUAUAUAAAAUAUUUUUAUAAUGACCAGCCUUCCUUAUCUGAAAAAACAUAUGAUGUUAGUUUUAGAACUGUACCACAGGUAUCUCAAUUUUGAAUUUAAAAAGGGUCUAUCUUGUAAAUAUUGUUUUGCAUUGUCUAUUGAGAAACUUAUGAACUGUCAUGAUACUUUCAAGGUGGAAAGUGUUCUUUGUACAAUAUAUUUUUACUGCUUCCUGAAUGUAGAUGGAGCAGUAUAUGGAAGUGGGAUGCUUUUUAAAACUAGCCUGUUUGCCAAUUGUUAUGAAAAAAAACAUAAAUGUGAUCAAUUCAAUAAAGCUCAACCCCAUUGCUUAAG
Marmota monax (woodchuck) is the source of this 2062-nucleotide messenger RNA. RefSeq names its product gap junction protein beta 6 (gene Gjb6). Lineage: Eukaryota; Metazoa; Chordata; Mammalia; Rodentia; Sciuridae. The record is from RefSeq and is a predicted model, not a curated record. The transcript is spliced from 3 exons. Gene Ontology annotation, cellular component: connexin complex. Gene Ontology annotation, biological process: cell communication. Bases 549 to 1334 code for a protein of 261 amino acids.